Molecule: messenger RNA, 1553 nt
Organism: Ictidomys tridecemlineatus (thirteen-lined ground squirrel)
Lineage: Eukaryota; Metazoa; Chordata; Mammalia; Rodentia; Sciuridae
Source: RefSeq, a predicted model, not a curated record
UGGACACAGGGGGAACAUCAGGAUGGGCAGCCUGGGGCCCAGGCAGGGGAGGGUUCAGCCAGGGGAGGGCUCAGGCAGAGGAGGGCUCCGGCAGGACCCCCGGCUCACGCUGCCAGAGAUUGGAGGCCACCCCCUGAAAGGGCAGAGCCAGAGCUGAGGCUUCAGGAAGCUGGGCUACCCGCUCUCGUGGGAAAGCCACAGAGCCCAGCUCAGCAGGGGGAGGCCGCAGACCUCAGGACCUGGCUGGAGGCUGGGGCCUGGUCCGGCUGCCAUGUUCUCCCUCCGUUCCUGGCUCCCCAGCCUCCCCUCCCUGGAGUGGGGCUGCAGCCUCCUGGACAGCCUCCUGCAAGGCCUCGUGGGGGCCUUCGGCGUCUCCGUCCUGAGCAGCCUCCUGAAAGUCUACUUUUUUGUGGGCUGUGCCAAUGACCCCAAGCGGCAGUCCGAAAAGGAGCGGCUGCGGGCCCCAUGGGCCUGGCUGGAGACCCUGCACCUGGCCGGGCUGGCCCUGCUCCUGACGGCGGUGGGGUCCCGGGUGGCCGCCCUGGUGGUGCUCGAGUUCUCCCUCCGGGCUGUGUCCACACUGCUGUCUUUGGGCAAGGGCUCCGGGAGCGCGGAGCGGCUGCAGCUGUUCCUGCUGAGCCAGUUCUCGCUGGGCUGCGGGCUGGCCUGCGCCCUGAGCGUCCUGCAGGAGGGCGCCCCGCACAGCACCCUCAACCUGCUGCUGAGCCUCGGGCUGGCCGCGCUGCUCAGCUCCGGCGCCCGGCGCCUCCAGCACCACGUCUGCCGCCUCUACGAGCUGCACAGCGCCCAGCGCUACUGCGGGGUCUGCCUGGGCCUGCUGGCGGGGGCUCACGGCCUUCCCCGGCUGCUGGGCCGCGCCCUGGCCCUGGCCUUUGCCGUGGGCGACCUGGCGGCCAUGGUCCUCAUCAACCAGGACUUCCUGAGCACCUCGGAGGCCGUGCGCUUCUGGACCCCACUCACCAUCUGCUACACGCUGCUGGUCAUCCACAUGCAGGAGGAGCAGCGGCAGCAGCGCUUCAGCCUGCAGAGCCAGGUGCAGACGGUGCUGGUGCGCAUGGGCGGCCUCUUCGUGCUGCUGCUGACCGUGGGCCGCUGGAUGGACCUCCUGGGCAUCCUUGUCGCCCUGCUGGGCGAGCUCUGGUGCCUGGUGGGCGUCCGCGCCCUGCUUGACCUUUGCCAGAUCCAGGCUCCCAGAAGACCGACCCCUCCUGACCUGCCUCCGGGAGGACUUGGAGCCUGGCUCAGGCCCGCAGGGGCUGACCAGCAAGGACUGACCUUGGGACACUGCCUGGAGACACAGCCACAGGGCUGGCCGCCACCUGGGCCUUGCCCCCACCCCCUGGAGGAAGGGGAGGGUUGGGGGAUGGGGGCCCUGAGUUAAUCCUUCUCUGAUGGGCAGGACUGACUUCUUUCGCAGGGCUGGGAGGAUGGGGGCCAGCCGCCUCCUCAGGUUGGUUUACCCCUUUACCCCUCCAUGAACAAUAAAGAUGGUUUUCUUUUUUAAAAAAUUCUUUCAGUUGCACAUGAACACA